UGGCCCGUCCGGCCUGACUGACAGACAACAGCGGUCACUCCGAGGAUCUCCAGGGGACUUCCGCGGGAGCAAAAAACGACGCCGGGCUUUGAUUUGGAGUUGUGCUGUUUUUGUCACUAUGAAAAGCCAAGACGCGUUCCUGCUGGUGUGUUGCGUAUGCGGCCUGAGUUCACUGGGAGGAGCCGCGGAUGUCGAGCAGGCUCUCAUGAAGCAGAUCUUCGCUAACUAUAAGCUCAAGGUUCGUCCCGCACGCACCCCCGAGGAGCGAGUGGUGGUCCGAGUGGGCAUGACCCUGUCCUCAUUUGUCGGACUGAAUAUGAAAAAUGAAGAAAUGAGCACCGUCGUCGUCAUGAAUUUGGAGUGGACAGAUUACAACUUGUCAUGGGAUCCCAAAGAGCAUGACGGGAUUGAGGUUUUGCGUAUCCCCGCUUCAAAAGUGUGGCUGCCGGACAUUGUCCUGAUCAACAACAACGAUGGCGUGUUUGAUGUGGCGCUGCAUGUUCACGUGCAGGUGUAUAGCAAUGGCAGGGUGACCUGGACCCCCCCUGCGCUCUACCUGAGCUCCUGUGGCGUUAGGGUGACAUAUUUCCCUUUCGACUGGCAGAACUGCAGCAUGCAGUUCCGCUCCUACACGUACGACUCCACCGAGAUCGAGCUGCAGUACACGCUGGAUGCGAACGGCAACGAGAUACGGGAGAUCCUACUGGACGAGGCCUUCAGCGAGAGCGGCGAGUGGCACAUCAGACACAAGGCGUGCAGGAAGAACAUGAACAAAGACCUGUACGAGGACAUGAGCUUCUACCUGAUCAUCGAGAGGAAGCCGCUCUACUACGUGCUGAACAUCAUCAUCCCGUGCAUCCUCAUCACCGUCAUCGCCAUCUUCAACUUCUACCUGCCGCCCGAUGCGGGCGAAAAGAUGGGACUGUCCAUCAAUGUUUUGCUCACCCUUACGGUCUUCCUGCUGCUGUUGGCGGACAAAAUUCCCGAGACCUCGCUGGGCGUCCCCAUCAUCGUCAAGUACAUCAUGUUCACCAUGAUCCUGGUCACCUGCUCCGUCAUCCUCAGCGUGGUCGUGCUCAACCUGCACCACCGCUCGCCGAACACCCACAUGAUGCCGCUGUGGGUCCGCAGGAUCUUCAUCCACAUGCUACCCUCGUACCUGUGCAUGCUGCGCCCCAAAGUGGAGGUGCCCCUGGCCCUCAAGAUGUUGCCCAUCCAGCGGGAGAAAAAGGUGUUUGCCAUCAACAAGGCCACCGACGAGUACUUCAUCCGCAAGCCGGACAACGCCAUCUUGUUCCCUCGCCCCAACAGGUUCCAAGCAGAGGGGAAAACAUCGGAGCUAAGGAAGUUCAUCGACGGGCCCAGCGGCUACCUGUCACUGCCCCCCGAACUCAAGUCCGCCGUCGACGCCAUCACGUACAUCGCCGAGGCUCUGCAGGCCGAAAAGGACUACGAAGCUCUGAAGGAGGACUGGCAGUACGUGGCCAUGGUGGUGGACCGCAUGUUCCUCUGGAUAUUUGUCAUCUUCACCACCGUGGGCACCUUGGCUAUUUUUACUAAGGCCAGCCUCAAUCGGGCACCCACUGACCCGUUCUAACCCCAGAA
Molecule: messenger RNA, 1605 nt
Organism: Phycodurus eques (leafy seadragon)
Lineage: Eukaryota; Metazoa; Chordata; Actinopteri; Syngnathiformes; Syngnathidae
Gene: chrnb1
Product: cholinergic receptor, nicotinic, beta 1 (muscle)
Exons: 11
Coding region: 119-1597 (492 amino acids)
Biological process (GO): monoatomic ion transmembrane transport; regulation of membrane potential; chemical synaptic transmission
Cellular component (GO): postsynaptic membrane; synapse; neuron projection
Molecular function (GO): acetylcholine-gated monoatomic cation-selective channel activity; transmembrane signaling receptor activity
Source: RefSeq, a predicted model, not a curated record